AAAGAGCAGAUGCUUCAUAUUGUAUUCUGGUAGGAAACUCAUAAGACUGCGUUAGGUUUAUCGAACAACGUGAAAAGGAAGAUUGAUAAUGGCGUUUGCAACAUCUGUGGUUUUUAUAACACUGAAGACUCGCGCCAGUAUUUUAACUGCUCAAUAGAUAUUAUUGAGUGUAGACGGAGCUUUGCCUUUGUUACUGAUGAUUCCGGCAAUUUCGCUUCGUUAAUUGGGAAGGACAUGUGCUGACUGAACAGAAUGUCUGCGUCAGACCUAAGUAAUAGCCUGAGCGAUGACGAAGGAAAUCAUGACGUCAAUACAGUGGAAGUCGAGCAGGAGAGUGAGUACGAGACUGAUAUAGAAAUUGAAGAUGAAUGUAAAGAGGGGUUUGAUCCAACUGGAAGGACACGAUAUUUACGGAAAUGUGAUGAAUUAGGAGUUGUUCCGGUAUCGAAUUUUCUGGCAAAUCUCAAAAAUGCGUCGUGCGACUUAAAACACAACAGACUUGGACCAAAAGGAAUGCAAGCAGUAGCUAGAGCACUCAUUCAAAACAAUUAUAUCACGGAGUUAAUUCUCGGCGAUAAUGCCAUACAAUCAGAAGGAAGUGUUUACUUGGCAAAAUUAUUACGAGAGAACCUAAAUAUCACAAAACUAGACAUCAGCGAAAACGAGAUUGGCAGCGCUGGGGCAAAUAGUGUCGCUCGGGUAUUUCAAGAGAAUAAUAGCUUGCUUAGUAUCAACUUAGCAGAAAACCUCUUUAAGGAUACCGACGCCAGCGUUUUAGCACAAGCAUUAAAGCGUAACGGUGGAUUACGUCAUCUUAAUUUGAGUCGUAACAAGUUCUCUAAAGAAGCCGGGAUAUCUUUAGGAAAUGUUAUUGAUGUCAAUACUAGUCUAAAAACACUGGAUCUUAGUUGGAAUCAUCUUAGAGGCUCUGGUGCAAUUGCCAUAGCGAAGGGUCUGGAGAAUAACUGCAGCUUACAUUCGCUUUUGCUGGCUUGGAAUGGAUUUGGUGAUGACGGCGCAUGUGCGGUAGCAAAGGCGCUAAUGGAAAACAACACACUUCAAGAACUUGAUCUUUCAAACAAUAGAAUCACCCGACAAGGUUGUUUUGCUUUGGCAGACGCUUUGAAAGUCAAUUCAUCUUUGAAGAUCUUGAAAAUUGGCAGAAAUCAAAUAGGCGGCGAUGGAGCUCAUGCACUCCUUUCUGCAAUACAAGGCAAUGCAGAGACAAGUAUUGAGCUGGUUGAUAUGGAUGGUGUGGUGAUAGAGCAGCAAACACAGUCAGUGCUGAGUAAACUCCUGAAAUGCAAACCACAUUUUGAUAUCUCUUGCGGCUUCAGUAAAUCAGGCGGCCAACUUGGGCAGGAUUUGCAAGACGUGUACAAUAGACGACAUCGGCCAAAAAAAUACAGCGCUGAAUACACCAUACAGGUACUGAAAGCAUAUGUCAAGUCGAAAAAUCUUCGUUUACUUGACCUAUUUAAUCAGUUUGACAAAGACAAAAGUCAAUCAGUAUCUCGAGAGGAACUUAAACGUGGAUUCAAGUCUAUUGAUGUCCCUCUGUCAGAUAAACAACUCGAUAACUUUCUACGUGAAAUGGAUAUUGAUGGAGAUGGAGAAAUCGAUUACAGCGAGUUUACAUGGAUCAACGACGCCAGUUAAAUAUUUGUCAGACACGAGUUUUCAUGUUUCACCUUGUUCAUAUAAAGAAAGAACGGCUUUCGCUGUUCGUAUAAAGAACAUACACAUUAGAUAUUUCGAAAAGUUUCUUUUUUCUCUUAAAACCGAGUGUGUAAGAAGAUUUAGUACGACUAUUGCAUUAUUUUAGUAAUCAAAAUAAUUGUUUCCACUAUAUGCAUUUUGUAACGCGACUGCUGCUGACUGUAAUGGGCAAAUAGAAUAAGCAAAUAAUAUUGCGAGAAAUACUUUCAGUACACUACGUACCAAAUACAUUGAAAAUAUUUGGAAGAAUUUUCCAAAUACAGUCCAAGAAGAGUCGCAAAUACAGUCGCAAAUACAGUCGCAAAUACAGUCGCAAAGGGACUGGUGCGAAGCAAGAUGGACGUCGUAACUGAAAAAUUCUUCCAAAUUGCGAGCCUGCAUGAUACUUACUCAUUUCAGGUAAGGUCAAAGUGCAUUCUGGGAUCGUUUUGGGGAGGAAAGUACGAUACGAAGUUUCAACUAUCAUGUGCGAUCAAAAAAGGCUGAUCUGUCGAUUGGUGUGUCAUAUGCUUUUGUCCGGCCGUUCAACGCAUUUAUCGUGGCAAUACUCAGAUCGACUUAAUUUGCCUUUGGGAAGCUGCCACUGAUAUGCAUAUGCUAAAGUGACGGAGGGAUCUGUGUUGAUAGGAUUAGGAUAUAUAUGACUGUGUUGAUAGGAUAUUAUAGGAUAUAGAUUUUUGUCACUGCUGUUCCUCUAUGAGGAGAUGGUCAUAUGCAAAAAGGCGGGGGAUCCUAGCUAAAGUAAACGUAUACUUCACUAUAUAUAUAUAGGUCAGCGAAAAUGGCUAAUUCGCAAAAUUGGCAAAUUACCAAAAGGACGUGAAUAACAAGCGGUAACCUCGUUAACACAUUUUAGUAAGGGGGGUGAAAGACGUCUCGGCAUCUGGCAUUAAUCAAUUCAUGCUUUUUAAUGCAUAGGGUUGCACGCUGUAAAAACAGUACCAAUUUAAAAUUGGUUAUUGGUUAUCCACAUUCAUUUAUAGGACCAAAUAUUUAUUGGCAUCAAAUG
Dendronephthya gigantea is the source of this 2728-nucleotide messenger RNA. Its product is annotated as leucine-rich repeat-containing protein 74B-like. The record is from RefSeq and is a predicted model, not a curated record. The transcript has 5 exons. Bases 253 to 1659 code for a protein of 468 amino acids. Gene Ontology annotation, molecular function: protein binding; calcium ion binding. Lineage: Eukaryota; Metazoa; Cnidaria; Anthozoa; Malacalcyonacea; Nephtheidae.